Messenger RNA from Malania oleifera, 1893 nucleotides. Its product is annotated as abscisic acid 8'-hydroxylase CYP707A1-like. NCBI's taxonomy places the organism in Eukaryota, Viridiplantae, Streptophyta, Magnoliopsida, Santalales, Ximeniaceae. The record is from RefSeq and is a predicted model, not a curated record. The transcript is spliced from 9 exons. Bases 73 to 1494 code for a protein of 473 amino acids. Gene Ontology annotation, biological process: sterol metabolic process. Gene Ontology annotation, molecular function: heme binding; iron ion binding; (+)-abscisic acid 8'-hydroxylase activity.
AAUUCACAAAGCCAUUUGCCCAACUUUUUACCCUUCAGCAGAACUCACUUGCCCAGAUACAGAGAGAGUGAGAUGGAAGGAGCUCUUGCGCUGUAUGGUGUUAUUUUGUUGCUUACUGCUCUUUUCUCAUACAUAUUCUUGAGCAGAGAGAAGGGAAGCCAGCAGAGAGCUGUUCUUCCUCCUGGUUCAAUGGGCUGGCCUUACGUAGGAGAGACCUUGCAGCUCUACUCUCAGGACCCAAAUGUUUUCUUGGCCAGAAAACAGAUGAGAUACGGUGAGAUUUUCAAGACCCACAUCCUAGGGUGCCCUAGUGUGAUGCUGGCGAGCCCCGAGGCGGCUCGGUUCGUGCUGGUGACCGAAGCUAAGUUGUUCAAGCCCACCUACCCCGAAAGCAAGAUGCAUUUGAUCGGUCCAUCGGCGUUGUUCUUCCACCAAGGCGACUACCACAUGCGUCUGAGGAAGAUGGUUCAGAGCUCGUUGUCCCCAGAGGCCCUCCGAAAUCUCGUCGCCGGCAUCGAAGCCAUCACCCUCUCCGGCUUGAACUCAUGGGCGGGUGGCCGUGUCAUUAGCACCUUCCAUGAAAUGAAGAAGUCAUCUUUUGAGGUGGGCGUGCACUUAAUUUUUGGUAAUUUGGAGGAUAGCUACAAGGAAGAGCUAAAGAAGAACUAUACCAUAGUGGAUACAGGUUACAACUCCUUUCCUACAAACAUCCCCGGGACUCCAUACAAGAAGGCCUUAUUGGCAAGGAAGAGGCUAAAUAAGAUCCUACGAGAAAUCAUUUGCAAGAGGAAGAAGAAAUUGGACGAGAACAAUCUCUUGGGUUGCUUUUUGAAUUCCCAAGAUGAAAAGGGAGAGGCCUCAUUAACCAGCGAGCAAAUCGCAGAUAACAUCAUCGGUGUUCUUUUUGCUGCUCAAGACACCACUGCAAGUGCAAUGACAUGGGUUCUCAAGUACCUCCAUGACAACCCAAAACUUCUCAGGGCCGUGAAGGCUGAGCAGAAGGUAAUUCAUGAACUGAAUGCUGAAGGUAAGAAGCCGCUAACAUGGGCUCAGACCAGAAACAUGCCAACUACUCACAAGGUUGUACAGGAGUGCUUGAGGAUGGCAAGUAUUAUAUCCUUCACAUUCAGAGAAGCGGUGGCUGAUGUUGAAUAUAAUGGGUACCUUAUUCCCAAGGGUUGGAAAGUGUUGCCUUUGUUCAGGAACAUUCAUUACAAUCCAACAUUCUUCAGUGAUCCUCAGAAGUUUGAUCCUUCAAGAUUUGAGGUUGCACCAAAACCCAAUACAUUUAUGCCAUUUGGGAAUGGAGUUCACGCCUGCCCUGGAAACGAGCUAGCCAAGCUGGAGAUGCUUAUCCUGACCCACCAUUUGGUCACAAAAUUCAGGUGGGAGGUGGAGGGUUCCGAGAGUGGAAUUCAGUAUGGGCCAUUCCCAGUGCCGCAGAAUGGACUCCCAGCCAGAUUUUGGAAAGAAUCUCCCCACUCCAAAGCCUAAAAGUUAAGCUUGGGCAAGCAGCUGCUCUCAUCACCUAUAUAUGUAUAUCAGUAUGCAAAUGUAGUCCCCCCCCCCCCCCCCCCAAACUUGCUUUUUAUUUCAUCUCUCUCUCUCAUAAGCCAAUCAUGCAUUUUCCAAAGUACAUGGGGAUGGAAUCAGAACGAUUCCCCUUUUUUUGUGUUUGCCCCAUUUUGUUAUUGGCUUGAUCAUUUCCUCCUCCUAGCUAGUCUGCCUGCCUGUCAUUAUAGUUUAUGUGUCCCAACUUCGCACUGUGUAUCCUAUCCCAAAGCAAAAGGGGGUGGCCAGAAAAUUAAAAAUAAAGAAGAGUUGCAGUUUGUAUGCAUUGCAUUGAUAAUAUUAUGAUUAAUGGAAUGAUUUUUUAUCUGCAGUUCGUAAAAA